Molecule: messenger RNA, 1931 nt
Organism: Larimichthys crocea (large yellow croaker)
Lineage: Eukaryota; Metazoa; Chordata; Actinopteri; Sciaenidae
Gene: shtn2
Product: shootin 2
Exons: 17
Coding region: 129-1802 (557 amino acids)
Biological process (GO): neuron projection morphogenesis; positive regulation of neuron migration
Cellular component (GO): cell leading edge; axonal growth cone; cytoplasm
Source: RefSeq, a predicted model, not a curated record
GGAGGGUUAAAGCAAGAGAUUUCUCACUUGUUUUCCACUUGCUCAGAAAGAAAGCAGCUUUUUGUUUGUGUUGGAUUUUACGGCCUAAUUUAGAAUAUCAAAGACUUCAAAACUGUGCAGGUGGCAGGAUGUGGGUACAAGACGAGGACAGUACAGCAGCAGGGUCUGACGGAGAGAGUGGUUUAUCUUCCGAAGAUGAGGGAGACAUUCAGUGUGAAAUCCUGGAGAUGCAGAGAGACGAAGCCAAUCAGAGGCUGACUGAGCUGGAGGAAGCGUCCAAUCACCUCCUGAAGGAGAUGAAUUUACUGGAGAUCCAGUUCCAGAUUGAACGCUCCUGUAGGGAGAGCGCUGAAGCGCUGGCUGUCCAAGUGACCAAAGAGAACAAAGUCCUGAAGAGGAAGAGCCAGAUGCUGAUGCCGCUCAUCCCCGAGCUGCCUGAAAACUUUCCCGCGGUGACCUUUGACCCGGAGGCGGACCUCACCGUUAACUGCGACGGGGACGGCGAUGAGGACACGCUGCUGCUGCUGGAGAGUCAAGCUAAGAUCGCAGAGCUGCAGACGUCAGUGGACGGUCUGCUGGCUGAGAAGCUGCAGCUGGAGCAACAGGUGGAAGAUCUGACCAAAGAGCAGGCCCAGCUCAGAGAGCAGCUGGUUCUGGAGGUCGAGGAGAAAGAGGUCAUACUGAGGAAACUGAGCAAACAGAACAAGACCAUGAAUAAAAUCAAACGAGUCUCCCAGCUUGUCACAGACGAGUUCACGGAGAUGUCUCAGAAGCUGGAGCUGGAACAAGGCCUCCGGCAGCACGCUGAAGUCUUUGCCCACCAGAUGAUGGUGCAGCAGAAGGCGGCGUGCAGACGGAGCGCAGAGAUGCAGAGCUCGGAGAUGGCCGCGCAGCUGCAGCAGGCGAUGGAGCAGAUCUCCACCCUCACCGCGGCCUUGUGUGAUAUACAACGCUAUUAUCAGGAGCAGGUAAAACAGAGUCAGGACCAUAGCGGCGACCUCUCCGAGCUGCAGAACCUGAAAGAACAGCUGGAGAAGAGCGAGGAGGAGAGGAAGGCCUUAGAAAGUCAGCUGUCUCAGACUAACGCUACGGUCACGCAGUUCCAGGAGAAAGUCAGACAGUUAGAAGACUCAGUGAACAAGAAGGAUGAAAAAGAUGAACCAGCAGAGCAGAAAUCUACUCCACCUCCACCUCCACCUCCAUCACCUCCUCCACCACCUCCACCUCCUCCUCCUCCACCUCCUCCUCCUCCAUCUACUGCUACUGUCACACAUCCACUUGAUUUCCUAAGAAGCAAGAAGAAAGGCCGAGCCGCUGAAGACAACGCCACUCAAAGCGCGCCGCUGUCGAACAUGAAGACGACGGCGGUGGACGAAAUGAUAGAGAGGAUAAAGAAAGGCAUCGUCCUGAGGCCCAUCACGAGAAUCAUGCAGGACGACGACAGCUCGUGGAAGGACCAGAGGAGUGAAAACAGAAAGUCAGCCAUCCUGGAGUUGAAAGGAAUGCUGGACAACAUCAAACGCCAGCCCCACCGCAGAGUCCCGUCCAGGAGGGGAAUUGGCCGAAAUGUCGGGGAAGCAGAGCUCCUGCAGGUUCUCCAGAGGAGGAGGAGGGCGAUGGGAGAGAACCGAGAGCAAACGCAGGACCCCCACCAAGGUGCGGAGUGUGUCCCAGCAGCAGGUGAUGCUCCCUGGGCAAGCGAGAGCGGCAGCGCCCCUGUGCUCCGGAGGCUGAGGCAGAACAGGGAGAAGAGAGACUCUCGCAUCAGAGCGUCGGCACUGAUCUUCAGCCAGAACAACUAAAAAGAAGAACGUUUACACUUUUCAUACAUCAUACGUCACUUCAUUUUGCAUCUUAUGUGUCGAAGUCAUGCGUAAAUAUGUUGCUUUUGUGAUCCCUUGCAAUAAAAUGACAGCUGAUCUAUAGAAAAA